This is a messenger RNA of Hippopotamus amphibius kiboko, 417 nucleotides long. It is a transcript of the gene GALP, whose product is annotated as galanin like peptide. The record is from RefSeq and is a predicted model, not a curated record. Gene Ontology annotation, molecular function: hormone activity. Gene Ontology annotation, cellular component: extracellular region. Lineage: Eukaryota; Metazoa; Chordata; Mammalia; Artiodactyla; Hippopotamidae. The transcript has 5 exons. Gene Ontology annotation, biological process: antimicrobial humoral immune response mediated by antimicrobial peptide; behavioral response to starvation; defense response to Gram-negative bacterium. Bases 1 to 417 code for a protein of 138 amino acids.
AUGGCUCCAUCUGUCCAUCUGGUCCUUCUCGUCCUUCUCAGCCUGGCGGAGACUCCAGCCUCUGCUCCUGUCCACCGGGGCCGAGGAGGCUGGACCCUCAACAGUGCUGGCUACCUCCUGGGUCCCGUGCUCUCCCCUCCCCUGAGGGCUGACGGAGGCCGGAAGGAGAAGACAGCCCUCGGGAUCCUAGACCUGUGGAAGGCCAUUGAUGGGCUCCCCUAUUCCCAAUCUCAGCUGGCCUCCAAGAGGAGUCUGAGCGAGACUUUUGCCAAACCAGAGACUGUAGAUCCGGGCAUGCCCGGCAAGAGAGUCCCCAAGGAGGAAGACGGCCUGCGUUCCGAGAUGUCACCACACGUCUGCUCCAAACCUUUCCCUCUCCAGCUCCCGCUGAAACCCUACGUAGUCACCCUCUCCUGA